Molecule: messenger RNA, 8440 nt
Organism: Amoebophrya sp. A120
Lineage: Eukaryota; Dinophyceae; Syndiniales; Amoebophryaceae
Source: the annotation of a GenBank genome assembly
AGUACCACAGUUCACAUUGAUUUUCUUUAGAAAUUACUUCGACCUCAAACCCGUAGGCAGUUCCAGGUAGCUUUACUCUUUCAGGCGCAGAGUAAAUUCCCAUGUUCUAGUUUGUAUGCCUACACCGUAGUGGCCCGAUCUCCUGAUUAUUCGAAGUAGAAAUGAACCUACUAGUUUGCGCUGUUCCUACCUUUAAUGUUCAAGUAAGCCGCUUCGGCGUCUAGACUCGCGUCAGUGGCACAGCCUGUCAUGGCACAGCGGUAGCUACGCUCUUCCCUCAGCCCCGCACAACAACGAAUUGCUGUAAAGUUUUUUUUCAGUCAAAGUGCAGCGUCUCAAGCAACCACAAGUCCGCUAUACAACGUUCCGUGGUUGCCGUCCAUCAUGUGCACGAUUGAGAAGCUGGCGAUUCAGGGGAUUCGGUCCUUCCACUUUGAUGAGCAGCAGAAGAUCGGGUUCGACCGGCCCGUCACACUCAUCGUGGGCCAGAAUGGGUGCGGGAAGACCACCAUCAUCGAGUGCCUCAAAAUGGCCUCCUGCGGCGCACUGCCGCCCAACGUCGGUUCCGGGAGCGCGUUUAUCCACGAUCCGAAGUGGGCCCGCUUGCAGGAGGUGAAGGGACAGAUCAAAAUGAUGUUUUCCCGGGGCCAGAAAGACACGCCCGAAGAGCGGCAGCUGCUCUGCACCAGGAGCUUUCACUCCAUCGGGGGCGGUGGUACAAUCAUCUAUAGGAAAAGAUGUUUAAUAAGUACGAAGCACACAAGUGUACUACACUCGUGCCAUCACAAAGUUUUCACGCUGUUUUCAUCGAUGCUGCCCUGUCGACUUUACGACGUGCAGUGUUUCUAAUGAUAUCCAGGGACAAAUGUGCCUCCUCAACUCUCGAUAUAAUUUCUAGCCUUGAAGAUUCAAGGCCGAGUUGCAAUUUUUUAUCCAUUCCAGGCACCAAAAAGGCGUCCUACAAGGCGAUGGACUGCACACUGCAGUUUUGUAAGGGCGGCACGGCCGAAGAGCGAACCCGUGUCGGCAUGAAGCAGGGAACCAACUCGCACACCACACGGGUAUCCGAAAUGGACCAGUUGGUGCCGCAGUUUAUGGGCGUCGAAAAAGCCAUCCUGGAAAACGUGAUCUUUUGCCACCAGGAAGAAAGCAACUGGCCGCUAAUGGAACAGAAGGCAUUUGAUAAUAAUGAGUUUUUCAAUACGAAGAUGAAACACGCGAUGUAUCAACCGUUUUCCCUUCGACAGACAGUGAAUCAGUCACAAAAGAAAUACUUAACGUAAAUUUAAAUUAUCCCUAUGUACAACACUACUGAAAAUGAAAAUCUCGCUUCUCUCUGACUUCUCAGACGCUGAAGAAGAAGUUCGACGACAUUUUCGGGUCCACGCGGUACACGCGUGCGCUGCAGAACAUCACCCAAGUUCGUCAAGAGCUGUCGAAGAAGGCCACCCUGCAGAAGGGGCAGGUGCAGCUGCUGGGGAGCCACCAGCAGGAGGCGCACCGGUUGAAGGCUAAAAUCGACCAGCUGCAGGCGGACCGAAACCGGUUUGAGGUCGAGCACCUGCACAAGGUCACCAAGGCGCUGAAGCAGUUCCAGCACGAGAAGCAGAAGCGGGAGAUGGUGCUGCACAAGUUUUCCGCGAAGAAGCAGGAAAUCGAGAAGCUGCACGUGCUUGUAGUGCGCACGAGCGAGCAGGUGGCCGUCUGCCAGAAGGAGUGCUAUUACAAUGAAAAAUGCCCCCACCCCCGAACUUCAGAGCAUUUGUAUUGCAAACUUUUCCAAAUGAAACAUUCGCCCUCUUGCAUGUAUCAGCAUCACAGAUUUCCGAUCGUGAAUAGUAAAAAUAAUUUGUAUUGCAAAAGAUCCCAGCAAGAGCGGUGCUUGUCAUGCAAGCGAUGCGAAACACGCCUAGACUCUACAUCAGAAAGAUUCAUAGUCCUUUCAUGCAUGACAAAAAGUUUUCAUUUGGAAACUUCGCAUCACAAAUGCUUGCAACUUUGGGGGUGAGAGCAUUUUUCACUGUAAUAAGUGCGAGCAGAUCUUCGUGGAGCCGGAGGGGCGCACGACGUAUCCUGAGUAAAAAUGUCCCCACACCAGAGUUGUCAUGCAGAUCUGCAUGCUAAAAAAGUUUCUCAUGCGGAGCCCCAUAAGAACCAUUUUCCUAUCCUGUUUUGGAAUUUGUAAUGCUAGAAUCAGCAUGAUAUGCUAGAUCUGUGAUGCUUCGGAACUAGCUAAAGAGGAUUACACUACGAGGAUAAAUUUGUCAUGCGAAACAACCAGAGGUGGCGGUUUUGCCUAGCGGAUUCCCCAUCUUGACUCUGGGGUGGGGACGUUUUUGCUCAGGAUACGACGCGGGAGAUCGUCACGGACCUGGAGGAAGAAAGCAAAGACUUGUAUCAACUGUAAAAAUGUCUGGGUCUGGAAGAAUCCAACUUGUCAUGCAGAUUUUGGAUUCUAAAAAAAAAUCUGUAUUGCAUGAGCAGCAAAGAGAGUCCAAGUUUUGCUACACGGAGAGAGCAUUUGUCAUGCGGUAUAGGCAUCAGGAAGCCCUCACAAAAUCUGUGAUGCUAGGACAGGCAUCACAGACAUCAGGAGUCAUGCAAAAUGUGCAUGACAAACCUGGCAAUCUUCCAGACCCAGACAUUUUUACAUUUGAUAACUUGACAGACACGACCAUCCCCGAGCUGGGGAAGAAAAAGGAAAAGCUCGACCAGGAGGAACACUUGGCAAACCAGGAGUUUCAGCAGGUUCAGCAAACGGUGAAGCAGCUCCGCUCGGAGAUCGGCGAGGUCGCCGCCGCGGGCGAUUUGCUGAAAACCCGAAACGAGCGGCGCGAGGAGCUGUGGCGCGGAGAGAUUUUGACGACUGUUGGGAAGGACAGCGAACAGAAUUUGGCCGCCAUGCUCGGGAGCCAGCCGCAAGCGUCGCAACUGAUGUCGCAGGUCGGUGCUAGCUUGGUGCAAAGUUGCUCGCUCAAAGCCGUUUUGGAGGGGGAGUUGGACCAAAAGAUGAAACAAGUUCUGCAGCGACAGGUGUACAACACUGUUACUUCUACACCAUCUGCAGGAGCCUCCUCCUCCUCCUCCUCCGCGGGGGUGCAGAACAAGAACCAGCAAACCCUCGUGCAACUACAGCACCACGACGGGGAGACGAUGCGCGCGCUGCAGCAGCUGUGCCUGAAGCACGGCGCGAAGUUGCAGCAGCUGCAGAAGGGGCAGGCGGCGGAACUGGAGCAAAAAAGACAGAACGUGCAGGGGAUCGGCAAGAAAGCGCAGGAUGCGCGGAUCCAGUGCGAGUCGCAACGCGCGCGGGAGCGCGAGCUGCAGCAGCGGAAGGCGCAGCUGUUUCAGGAACAGCAGAAUUACCAAAAAGUGCAGCGCGAGUACGAGCAGGUGCAGAGCGAAUUGCAGAAGGUGCAGCAGCAGACCCAGACCGCGGGGGCGGAAACGCAAACGCGGAAAAACGAGCUGGAGAGGGAAGUCGCGAAAUUGAGGAAGGAGAAGCACGACCUGCAAUUUUCGUUUCAGGAGAAACAGGACCGGAUCCAGGUUUUGGAGGAGCAAUCAAAGCUGUUGAUGGAGGUGGAGUUCCUGCAAAACGCGAAGCAGGAGAAACUGAAAGAGCUGGACGAGAAGAAGGUGCAGGUAAAGACCGUCAUUGCGGGCCUCGCGCCCGGAAGUUGGUUCGGACACGAGGCGAGAAGCAGCAUCGAGGGACUGCUGUCUACAACUGGAUCGGCUGCCGGAGGGGUGACCAAUAGCCAUGUGGGAGGCUUCUCGACAUCCAGCAAUAAUUUCUCCACGAACAACUUCAGCAGUAGUUCCGGCACGUCGUUCGGAUUACCAGCCGGAGCUGCUUCGUCCUGCUUUCCCGCAAUCGCGGAGCAGUGCCUGCAGCAAGCGCAGAAAAUCGAGCAGCACGGGAACCAAAUGCUCGCGACUUUGAGAGGCCAAACGGACGCGAAGCAAAAGGAGCACCACAAGGGGAUCUCGGAAAAAACCUACAGCGACAAGGAGGUCGAGAGACUGGGAAGCGGCGCAGCCAGGCUGAGGCAAGAGCUCAGCGCGUUCACCGAUCUGGCCGAUUUUGAGCAGAAGCUGGCCGACGUAAAAGAACGCCUCGAAGGCCAAAGGAGCAACUUCGCGUUGAUCGAGAAUGGUGCUAAGUUGUACAACGCGAUGGAAGAGAGAUCCCUGAAAAAGGAUUGCUGCGAUAUCCCGUUGAGCAACGUUCUCUCGAUGCCAUAUUGAUUCGUCAUGCAAAUUUUGCUCGCGAGGCUUUAGUGCUUCGCUCACGCGUUUUGCUUAAGUAGUUUUUCGCUGCUCAAGUAGUACUUCGCAGAAGGGCCUCGCUUAACUGUUUCGGAGUGGCUCCGAGCUCAAGUAGCCCCUCGUCUAAGCCGUGCGUCGCUUUAGGUAGUGCUGAAAUAGUACCGCACCUCAGGUGGAGAAGGUAGUGCCUCGCUGAAGUAAGUAGUGCUUCGCCUAUGCAGUGCGUCGCGCAGGUAGUGCUUCGCUUAAGUAGUGCCUCGCUUCUUAAGUAGUGCCUCGCUCAAGUAUUGCCUGGCUUAAGUAGUGCCUGGCUUAAGUAGUGCCUCGCGCAAGUAGGGCCUGGCUUAAGUAGUGCCUGGCUUAAGUAGUGCCUGGCUUAAGUAGUGCCUGUAUUGAGUAGUGCCUCGCUUAAGUACUGCCUCGCUUAAGUAGUGCCUGGCUUAAAUAGUGCCUGGAUUGAGUACUGCCUCGCUUAAGUAGUGCCUCGCUUAAGUAGUGCUGCGCUUAAGUAGUGCCUGGCUUAAGUAGUGCCUAGCUUAAGUAGUGCCUGGAUUGGGUAGUGCCUCGCAUAAGUAGUGCGUCGCAUUAGUAGUGCCUCGCGUAAUUAGUGCCUCGCACAGGUAGUGCCUCGCUUAGGGGCAGCGCCUCGCUUAACUGGUGCCUCGCUUAAGUAGUGCCCCGCUUAAGUAGUGCCCCGCUCAAGUAGUGACCCGCUUAAGUAGUGCCCCGUUUAAAUAGUGCUUUAAGUGCAGCGCUUCGCCUAAGUGCUUCGCUUAAGUGCUUCGCUUAAGUGCUUCGCCUAAGUGCUUCGCCUAAGUGCUUCGCCUAAGUGCUUCGCCUAAGUGCUUCGCUCAAGUGCUUCGCUGAAGUGCUUCGCUCAAGUGCUUCGCUGAAGUGCUUCGCUUAACUGCUUCGCUGAAGUGCUUCGCUUAAGUGCUUCGCUGAAGUGCUUCGCUUAACUGCUUCGCUUAAGUGCUUCGCUUAAGUGGUGAAGUCCCUCGCUUAAUAAAGACUGCUUCGCGCGGAAGCCCCAUCUGGAUUUUUAUUCCCCCGUGAGGGCGUUGUUACGCAGGAUACGCGAGAUGUGCAAGCGACCCUUUGCCAACGAGGCGGAAAGGCAAGCCCUGGUAGCGCAGGUAGCGAAGCUGCGACAGAUGAUCGAAAAGAAGUGCGGAGCGGAAUCAGGAGCCAAAGUGAAGGAGUUGGAAGCGGAGCUCGCGGCGAUGGAAAAUUUGAAACCGAAGUUCGCGGAACUGCAGGAGUGCCAGCAGAAACUUGGCGCCGAGCAGGAGAACAACACGGCGAAGCAAAAACUCGUGCAGGAGAAGCAGUUCGACAUCACGAAUUUGCAGGCGGAAUUCGCGAAGCUGGUGGAGGAACAAAACUCGUUCAAGCCGGUUAUUGUGCAUUUUCAGCAACUGCUGCGCAUGGAGGAAGAGCUGCGGGACGCGGAGCGGAACCUGCGCGACAAGGAGAUGUCGAUCAGCAACCCCGCCGCGCUACUCGGGCAAACAAGUGCGGGAACGUCGCAAACGGCCGGAAAGAACGAGCUGACGCGAGAGCGGGAGGAGCUCUCCGCCCUGUUCGAGCAGUCGAACCAGCUGGAGCGGACGCUGGACCAGAAGCAGCAGCAGCUGAACCAGCUGAACGAAGAGGAGCAGCGGCGGCGGCAGCGGCUCACAGAAUUGCAGUCCAGGUUUCAGCUGCUGCAGGAGAAGAUGACGCGGAAAGAGGAGCUGCAGAAGCAAGUUGCCAACGUGGAGCAGGAGUUGGUCGCGUUGAGCGCCAAUCUGCAGCAGCUGGACAGCUUUUCCGCGCAGGUCCAGGAGCAGCUGAAACAGGUGGAGCUGGAGUGCCGGAACUUCGAGAACUUGCAGAAGCAGAUUGUGCAGUUUCUGGAGCGGCAGCAAACGGAGUUGGCGAACAAGAUGCAGAAGCUGCAGGAGCUGAACACCGACAUUGAGAAGCUGGAACAGAAGAUCCGGAACGCGGAGAGUGUGCGGGAAGAGUUGAAGCGCGCCGAGCUCGCGGUCUCCGAAAAGGAAAAGAGUUACAAAGAAAAACAGCAGCAAAAGGACGAGGUGGUGAGCAGCCUGGCCGACCUGCAGACCAAAGUGUUUUGGCUUGCGAAGAAUCUCCAACUCUACCGCACCCAAGCGGAUUGUGAGAAGUACAGCAACGAGCUGAAAGUCGCCGACGACUGGCGAGAGCUGCGAAAGUGCUACGAGGAGGUCGAGCUGUGGAGCCGGAAUGUCCUCCGCGAACAAGAAAGUGGAAAUAGCGGCAGAAAUAAUUAUCCUCCGGCGACCGGGACGGCCGUGACUCCGUCGUCGCCAGACCAGGUGGAGGUUAAGAUGGAAGAACAACAGCAAAAUAGUGCUUUGUUCCACCCGAAUAACUCGUCUAGCGGCUCAGAUUUCUCCCCGACGCCCGUGAGGAGCGGCAACGCCGCGGCCGCAUCGUCCUCGAGCAACGUCGCCGGUGGUGGUCACAAUGAUAUCAAUUUGGCCAAUCUCGGUGACAGCUACCUGCCGCAGCCCGUGGCGCAGAUUUUCCAGCAGCUACGGCAACAAAACCACCAGGCAUCGUCUUCAUCAUCUGCCAGUGAACAAAUAGGAAAUCUUCAAAACGCGCCCCCCAGCAGUAUGAAGACGGCGAUGCAACAGUUGACAGAGACCGAGCACCAGCUGGCGCAGCAACUCCAGGUGAAAACCGAGCAGGCGAUCAAUGACCGGGGGAAGAUCCAGGGAAGCUUGCACCAGAUCGGUGUGGAGAUGCUGGACGCACAGAGGAAUUUAUCGUAAGGAAAAAUCCCCCCUCCCCAUAUUGAAAACGCAUCCGUCUGAAAAUUUGUGAUGCGCAUUUGUGACCUCAAAUCCUGUCUGUCUUGCAAGAAGGCAUGUCCAAAGAGCGCCCCGCAUUUUGCAGGCCGUUUGUGAUGCUGCUGGGCUUAGAGCAUACACGUUUGCCAUGCUAGGCACCUACGUCAAAACCUCUCGACUGAGGCUUGGCAUACGCCUGCAGUCCUGUACUGCAAGACAGCUGCGAUUUGUGUACGGAAAUCCAGCAUCAGAAACUUCGUUGCGAUAUGGGGAGGGGGGAUUUUUCAUUUUGAUACAAUUUGGAUUCCAGCCUGUACCAGGACAUUGACGAGCGGUACCGGAAAGCCAUCAUCGAGGAGCAGAGCGUGAAAACCGCGGCCCAGGACUGCCAAAAGUACUUCAACAGCCUGGACGUGGCUCUGAUGAAGUUUCACCAGGAAAAGAUGAUGGAAAUCAACUUCACCAUGCGGAGCCUGUGGCAGGAAAUCUACAAGGGAAAGGAUAUCGAGUACGUGCAGAUCCGCUCCGACGCCGAGGACGCGACGGGAGCUGCGGCAAACAACCUGAAUAGUGACCCCUUGCAGCUGAACGAAGGCGUCGCGAAUAGUAAUCCUGUACAAGCUGCGCAGGUGAAGCGGGGCGGGGCGGGCAGUCGGUCCUACAACUACCGCCUCGUGAUGAUGCUGGCCAACGGUACGGAGCUGGACAUGCGGGGCCGGUGCUCCGCGGGACAGAAGGUGCUCGCCAGUCUGAUCACGCGACUCGCACUGGCGGAUUCCUUCGGGUGUCAGUGCGGGAUUUUGGCGCUGGACGAGCCCACGACCAAUCUGGACGAGAAAAACAUCGAGGCGCUGGCGGAAGCGCUGGGCUCUUUGAUCGAAACCCGCCGGGACCACAGUGGGUUCCAGCUCAUGAUCAUCACGCACGACGAAACCUUCGUGCAGAUGCUGUCGCGGAAACAGGUGUGCGAACGCUACUGGCGGGUGUCGAAAGACCCAAAGAAGGGAACCAGUAUCAUCACGCAGCACAUGAUCAACACCAUUGACAAUAGCUGAUUGGUACAGGCAGGUGACCAAGUUGCCGACGGCGCGCUAUCGACCGUCAGAAGCGAUCGGGUGCGUUAUUUCCGUUCUUCACGCGCAAGCAGUGCGACAGGAGGCACAGACAAUCAUCGGAACUCUUAUUCUAGCGACUGUUAUGAAAUGAUUUGAACAAGCUGUAUGAAAGCAAGGAUUCAUUUGAGUAGAGCACCUCGCUUGUUUGCACGCAAGUGGUACUAGAUCUGAGAUGUGCUGUGUUCCUAUUGUGCGAGAUGAGUCAACACGGUUGUUCAGGACAAGUGCGCC